AGUGCAUCUGAACGGGUUUGAAAACAUGUCAAGAUGCCUGGUCACGUCGAUUUUAUGCCUGUAUAAAAGAGCACCCACUGCAGAUUGAUUUUAAAGAUAAGCAUACCGGUGCAAGAUAAUCGUUGAGCGAGCCAUUUUAAUUGAAAACAGCAUAGGUAUGAAUCUGUGGAACAUGGAAUCGAAAGUUGUUACUGCAAAGGAAAGAUUGGGUUAUUCUCUCAAACAAUAUGGGGCAAUACAGAUAAUUCUUGGCCUAGGGUGUUUGAUCAUGACAUUCGUGUCAAUUGGGAUCGACAAGGAAGUUGCUGACAACCUGGAGACUAAAAAGAUUGAUAUGAUAAAUGUCACUCUCCCUACCUAUUCGAUUGAUAAGAAAACCAUUAUGCUCGGACUAGAUGUUGGAUCCUUGAUUUCAGCUGUCUGGAUUGUUGUCACAGGAGUUCUCCCAGGUUAUAUGGCAAGACAUGCAGACUACAGCUUGAUAAAAACUAAAGUGUAUUUCAUGGUUUUUAGCAUUAUGGCAGCAUCCUUCUUCGUGCCCUUGAUUGUUGGUGCAGCAUUAACUAACUUUAUACUGCGUGGUAGCCACAGGGAAUUGCUUGUCAUAACAGGCCUUAUAUCCCUUCUAGAAUUCAUUGUGUCCUUUGCUGCGUCAGUCCACUGCUGUGCAUCACCAUGGGCUGCAUGCAAACUAGCGAAGAAAGACAAACAAGUGAGAAGCGAACAAUACGUUGACAACGAGAAGCAAAUGACAAAACUAGAACUUCCAGAAUAUCAACCAUGAUCAAGCUAUUCCCUAUGGACUAUACAAAGACUGCAAAACCCACCAUGAUCUUUUAUUAACCAAAGCAAGGCUUCUGUAUUGCAUAGUUUAGUUUAUGUCUAUUGUGUCUAAAAGUAUUUUGGAAAAUAAAAGGGCUAACGGUCAAGUUUUUUUGGAUUAAA
Molecule: messenger RNA, 945 nt
Organism: Mytilus trossulus (common blue mussel)
Lineage: Eukaryota; Metazoa; Mollusca; Bivalvia; Mytilida; Mytilidae
Exons: 7
Coding region: 158-784 (208 amino acids)
Source: RefSeq, a predicted model, not a curated record